Molecule: messenger RNA, 318 nt
Organism: Cryptococcus wingfieldii CBS 7118
Lineage: Eukaryota; Fungi; Basidiomycota; Tremellomycetes; Tremellales; Cryptococcaceae
Exons: 4
Coding region: 1-318 (105 amino acids)
Source: RefSeq, a predicted model, not a curated record
AUGUUCAAACCUAUCACGCUCUUCACCACCCUCGCUCUCAUCGGCACCGCCGUAUCCGCGGCCGACUGGAGGCUUUUGGCCAACAAACCUUCUGGCCAGUCUAUCGCCGCCUUCCAAGCCGACUUUGAAACCACCUGCCCCAUCUUUGACACUUCCAACCCCGACGGCGCUAGGGCGACAUUUUUCCGUGCUGGUGAUUUCCAGGGCAAGAAUACUGAUACUCAAGCGCUCGUCUUCUGUACCUACAACGCCGCAGAUGGGAGCGUGUACGCCGUCACCCGCGAGCUCGUCGAGUCUCUCGGCGGUUCUAUCGCCUGA